This is a messenger RNA of Glarea lozoyensis ATCC 20868, 1401 nucleotides long. Its product is annotated as (Trans)glycosidase. Gene Ontology annotation, biological process: sphingolipid metabolic process. The record is from RefSeq and is a predicted model, not a curated record. NCBI's taxonomy places the organism in Eukaryota, Fungi, Ascomycota, Leotiomycetes, Helotiales, Helotiaceae. The transcript has 2 exons. The coding region runs from base 1 to 1401 and encodes 466 amino acids. Gene Ontology annotation, molecular function: glucosylceramidase activity.
AUGCAUUUUUCAACACUCGCCGUGGCGGCACUGCCCCUUGUGGCCAACGCAAUUCCCUCCCUCAGCUCUCGUCAGACAGCAACAAAAAUCACUGUCGACUUAAACAAGAAGUAUCAGACCAUGGACGGUUUCGGUUUUUCCGAAGCUUUCCAGCGGGCAAAUCUGAUUGUGAACAUGCCAGAGCCCAAAAGACGCGCGCUUCUUGAUUUGUUCUUCAGUACCACUACAGGUGCAGGCUUUUCGAUUUUACGAAAUGGUCUUGGUUCUUCUCCGGACUCAUCGUCAGAUCACAUGAAUACGAUUCUUCCGAAAUCACCUGGUGCAGCAACUGCGACACCGAACUACGUCUGGGAUGGCAAAGAUUCGGGUCAGUUUUGGGUUAGCCAGCAAGCUGUGACUUAUGGAGUCAAGCAAUUUUACGCGAAUGCAUGGAGUGCACCUGGAUUUAUGAAAAGCAAUGGGAAUGAUGCCAAUGGUGGUACAUUGAAGGAUGAGUGGAAACAGGCGUAUGCAAAUUACUUGAUUAAGUACAUCAGCUAUUAUAUUGACGCUGGAAUACCUAUUACACAUCUGGGAUUCCUGAAUGAGCCUGAUUUUACAGCGAGCUAUGCUAGUAUGCUGUCAAAUGGCGCACAAGCCGCUGCUUUCAUGAAAGUGCUUCGACCAAGUCUCGACGCUGCCAACAUGAGCCAAGUACAAAUUGUCUGUUGCGAGAACACCGGAUGGCAACAAACGAAUAGCAUGUACUCAGCUCUCAAGAAUGCCGGUGGAGAUCAAUAUCUCGGAGUGGUGUCAUCACAUGAAUAUACAUCUCGGUCAUCAGGAAGCUUGAGCAGUACCAAGAAGGGGUGGCAAACUGAGUACUCUGAUCUCAAUGGUGGAUGGACAACAAGCUGGUACAGUAAUGGUGGAUCUGGCGAGGGAUUGACGUGGGCGCAAACUGUUUACAGUGGAAUUGUCAAUUCCAAUUUAUCGGCUUAUAUCUAUUGGGUCGGAACUCAAGGUGGAAACACAAAUGAGAAGUUAGUCCAAGCGGAUGCGACUUCUUACACGGUCUCGAAACGUCUUUGGGCAUUGGCACAAUACUCGCGGACUGUUCGACCAGGAGCUGUGAGAGUGGGAACGAGCGGAGGGAAUUUCAAAACCACGGCGUUCAAGAAUGUGGACGGCAGUGUUGCUGUCAACGUCAUCAAUACAGGAACGAGUGCUGCGACUUUGACGGUCGCUGUUACUGGCUUCGUCCCUAAGAAUGCGACUAGUUGGUUGACUGAUAGUAAGAACGAUUUCACUGGGACUGCCUUGACAGUUGCAAGUGAUGGAAGUGUCGGUGGAUCCGUUCCUGCGAGGGCGAUGCUCAGUUUUGUACUUGCGCCUGCUGCUGUUGGGAACAGGACCGUUUAG